Dermacentor albipictus is the source of this 2358-nucleotide messenger RNA. The record is from RefSeq and is a predicted model, not a curated record. Lineage: Eukaryota; Metazoa; Arthropoda; Arachnida; Ixodida; Ixodidae.
GGUGGCGCAACCCACAGCCCCGUUCCAAAGGGGACGCUCAUAACAUCCACUGACAUCCAUCCAUCCGUCAUGCCAGCUGUGGAAAGGCGGCCCAUAUGGGCGGCCCCUCAACUCGGCUUGUCGCAGUCAUCCCAGUGAAUCCUCCACGGUAUGUCGGAUGAUGUGUAUAAGGCGAAGCUGCAACGAUGUGCUGCAGCUAAGAAGCGGCGGCGUGCGGAAGAAACGGAUGAAGAGCGGGAACAACGUUUAGCUAAACGGCGUGCGUAUUAUGCAGCCAGGCGAAUGCGUUCAACAUCUCUUGAUCUGGGUGCAUCUACAAGUAUCAUGCAUGCUCUCAAUGCUGACGCGACUUCGGCGACACCUGAUCGUUCGACAGCAAGCCUUGUGGAUGCUUUAAAUAGCGACGAGACUGCAUCUAAGCGUUCGAUGAGUCGUAUGGAACUCUACAACCUGAACAGAAGACGACGACGUGCUGAAGAAACGCCUGAACAGAGAGAGCAACGCCUUGCCAGGGAAAGAGAGCGAGAUGCUGCUAGGAAAGCGAAGCGUGACGAGUCGAGGAGAAAGCGCCAAGCGGAAGAAUCACCCGAAGCGAGAGCUCAACAAUUGAAGAAAGGACGAGAGAAAUCUCUUGCCAAGGCUCGUCAACGUCAACGACGUAAAGAGCAUGCGAGAAGAGUCAAGGAGUGUGAGCCCGCAACUCGUGAAUUUCACAGACGCUUUACAAACAGUCCGCUUGGCUGCGUGUGUUCUGUGCGUGAACGGUUGUGGCAUAAGGACAAACUUACACCGUUCAGUAUCAUCAUCAGCAAUCAGCACUUUUCUAUGGCUGCGCCGUGCGAGGAUCUGCUGGGGCGCUAGCCCGAGAUUCGAGCUCAAGUUCGUCCGACAUUCACCCGAAGCGGCGACCGAUGAGCCGCGAGGUCACCGUGGGUGAGAUCGCGUACAUCCUGCACUUGCCAUGGAACGCGCAUCGCACGCCCUCGGAGCCAUGUGGACCAACGCUCGGCGACGUCGGGGACGGGGCCGCCGGCACCGCGAGCCCGCGUCCUACGAAAGCGAGGAAAACUCCUCCGGUGGACGCCGAGGAAACCAGGGCCAGGCGCUCGGAGGGUCAGCUGCGCCGCUGGCAGGCCCAGCGCGAGUCCCCCUCCCCCCUCGUGAGGCCAGCGCCCGCUGGACCCGGGGAGAAGAGACGGCAGUGGGCCGAAGCGCAGCGGCGUCACAGGCAACUGCAGCGCCGGGUCGAAGAAGAACGACGUCUGCGGGAAGGCGCCCCACCUCGAGCUGGAAGAACUCGUAAGGAACCCGAAGAAAGGAAGAAGAGACGCGCCGAAGCCCAGCGGCGUCGCAGGGAGGCCCGGCGCGAAGCCGAUGAAGGUCGACAACUCCUGCUGGAAGACGGUCCAUUGCACGGCGAAGCGCUGUCCCGCCGGGCCGAAGCACAGCGGCGCCGCAGGCGUGCCGAGCGCGUAGCGGCCAACGCUGGCGUUGGGCACCGCUUGAUAGUCGAUCCCUUCGGCUAUGCCAACGCGGUCAGUAGCUUGCUGUCGCCGGUCCUUUCUUCUGCUCGUCGUAGCAGGGGAACAGCGCAGGAAUCUGACAAGGACGAAGAAUGGUGCAAAAACUACAGCGCUGUCGGUGAUGCCAUAGAUGAAAAGCUGUCGGCAUGCAACACAUCCAAGUCCACAAGUACUACCUUCCACUGGGAUUCAUGGCUAGGUUGCAAUGAUAAAAACGUUGGCGAGGACAGUGCCUUGCCUCAGCAUGCCGAUCAAUCUUGUCAAACGGAACACCACAUCACUCUAGUCCAGUGCGCAAGAUUGCACGUUUCAACUUGCUGCGUCGGAGUCCAAGUUGAUGUCUCGUGACUGUGCUGUUAAGUUCCUGCAUGACCAGGCUGACAGAAUGAAGAAGCUGCUCAAUGCAACAGUGGCAGCAUCUGGUUGGCCUCGGGGGCACGCCUGUCCAUGACGACAGGGAGGCCUCCCUCACACUCGGACGCAAGAGCCAGAAAAGUGGCAGAAGCAGGCGAAUCUUUUUGUGCAGUUUGGUGGCUGCACUGUUCGCAUUUGAUGCCACAACUUUUCACUACUUUACCAUGUGCAUGUGCUGCUGAUGUCCAGUUUAUUGAAAACUGUGAUGUUUGCCAAUACAUAAUUUAAAAGUCUUUAUCCAUUAUCAAAAGUAUGAAAAUCAGGGUUUCUGCAACAAGAAUGAAUUUCCUCGAUGCCUUGGCAUGCAACCUGAAAGUGAAGACUUCCAUUCGGACUGGCAUUGCAAACGUUUCAGUGCUUCCGUCAAUUUCAGGUUGUCGGUAUGAAUUGCCAUUAAUUGCUUUUUUUUUUAAAACUGAAA